Messenger RNA from Bombus huntii, 1704 nucleotides. RefSeq names its product mannose-P-dolichol utilization defect 1 protein homolog. The transcript is spliced from 7 exons. Lineage: Eukaryota; Metazoa; Arthropoda; Insecta; Hymenoptera; Apidae. Gene Ontology annotation, biological process: oligosaccharide biosynthetic process. Bases 629 to 1363 code for a protein of 244 amino acids. The record is from RefSeq and is a predicted model, not a curated record.
AUUUCAGACGCUGUGUAAAUAAAUUACAUAAUGGAAGUUCUAAGCGGAUAAAAACAGUGAGGAAGGAUAGGAGGGAAUUGUUAGAAUAGGAGGAGCGUACCAGGCACCCCUGCGGAACUUCACGACCAUCGAAUGCAGAUAUGGUGCGAUAUAUGUUGUGGGAAAUCAUAGAAUAUAGUUGUACGACUGCAUUCGUAGAGACUAGGAUACAGUUGUAUGUUGCUGCAAUUCUCACUGGAAUAUUGAAAAGAGUACGAAAUACAGACGAGCUCCGAAAAAACGAAUGAUCCAAAGGAUAAACAUGUCACUGUCGGUGACAGGAGGUAUUUGAAAAUGAUAUUAAUCAUUAAUAAAAGCAUUAUCAGGGAACGAAUAGUAUUAGAAUAAAUAAGAAUUGUAGCAUGUCAUGAAAACAUAUGGGUAAUAACUAUUCAAAAUGGCGCGCCACAUUCUUUAUCGAAGAGUGUUGGGACUCUACUAUGACGAGUUAUCUGUCGGUAUAAAAGUCGAUCUUACCAAUAGAACGACUCUAUGUUAACCUAUACAUCGUAAACGUAACAAAGUGGAAUUACAUUAUUUUUUGCAUUCUGACACGAGUCAGAAGAUAUAAAACGCAUGUGUAGCAAGUAUGGCUCACUUAAUCAGGAACGUUUCUCUUCUACUAUUCACAGAAGAGUGCAUAGAAGAAUAUUUCGAUGACAUGAACUUUUUUCACGUUGGAUGCUUCAAAUUGGCGCUGAGCAAAUUUUUAGGUCUCGGCAUCAUCGGUGGAUCUCUUCUCGUCAAGAUACCACAGAUUGUAAAAAUUCUUAGAAGUAAAAGUGUAGAAGGCAUCAAUGUCUUCAGCGUGUUACUGGACUUAUUUGCCAUGACAGCCAUGGUAUCCUACAGUUUUAUAAGUGGUUUUCCAUUCAGUUCAUGGGGUGAUGGAGUUUUUUUAGGUAUGCAAACUUUAGCAAUUGCAAUAUUAGUCAUGCAUUUCAGUGGUAAUACAGUUCAAGCAACUGCAUUCCUUGCUGCUUAUCUAGCAGUGUUCUUUGCUGCUACUAGUGGCUUGACCCCGGUAAAUGUUCUGUGGGGUUGUCAAGCAAUGAAUAUACCCAUUGUACUUGCCAGUAAGUUAAUGCAAGCCUACACAAAUUACUCCAAUGGAAAUACUGGUCAGCUAUCAGCAAUAACAGCUUUCAUGCUCCUCUUUGGAUCUCUUACACGAAUAUUUACCUCUAUCCAAGAAACAGGAGAUAUUACAAUGAUAAUAAUGUAUAUGUGCUCCUCUAUAUCAAAUGCUAUAAUAGUUGCACAAAUUUUGUAUUAUUGGAAUGUAGAUGCGAAAAACAAAGAUGGAACAAAAAAAAAUCAAUAAGUAAAUUAAUAAAAUUUUUAAUAUUUUGGGAAAUAAUCAAAUAAUGAAGUCAAAAAUCCAUGCAACGAAAUGAAAUGUGUAAGUGGGUGUAAAUAAAUGAAAUCAGCAUUCUGAUAUCAAUAGUCUGAGAAGGAUACACCUACUUUAAUGAAGAAGGUAUAAAUGUAUCUAAGUUAAUAAACUAACAUUUUAAAUACCCUAAACUUAUAUUUUAAUCGCCACGUAUGUAUUACAUUCAUGAAUCUUUUCUAGUUGACAAGUUAUAAUUUUAAAUUUGUUAUAAAUCAUACUAUCUUAAAAGUAGAAGAUAUUUUAGAAAUAAACAUACUAUAAAAAUCGUA